AUGAAGUAUCUCGCAGCGGCAUCUACUCUCGCAGCCAUUGCUUCGGCAAGGAACUGCCAGCAACUCGCCGUGCCCGUUCACGCGGCUGCCCGGAAUGCCGUGUUCGAUAUCCCAGUUCCAGCAAACAAUAUCGAAACCACGAACUUCAUCCUGAAUCUGAGCCAACAGGGCGCCAACUAUACCGAGAGCGUCCUUCAAGGUUACCAGACCGUCAGCGGCGACUACGAAAUAGCCGCUCAGUACUGCGAGCCAGACAGCGGACCGUCCGACACUCUCCAGAUCCUCACGCACGGCAUUGGCUUUGAUCGCACGUACUGGGACUCGCCAUUCAACAACUACAACUACAGCUACGUCGACGAGGCCGUCGACGAGUAUGGCUACUCGACAUUCGCCUGGGACCGCCUUGGCAUUGGCAUGUCGACGCCCCCAAACCCCGACCCUCUCAACGAGAUCCAAGCCCUCCUUGAAGUCGACGCCCUUCGCGCCCUCACAGAGGCUCUCCGUGGUGGCGAAGUCGAUGGCAUCUCGAGCUCUUUCGACAAGGUCGUCCAUAUCGGCCAUUCCUUCGGCUCCCAGCACACCUAUGCUCUGACGGCCAUGUACCCAGACAUUUCUGAUGGGAUCACCUUGACCGGGUUCUCGCAGAACGGGUCCUUCGCUGCCUUCUUCCUGCUUGGUGGCAACUUCGUUGAAGCUAAUGGCAAUGCGGCCUUCUCCGAUCUGCCAGAUGGUUACUUCGCUGCAGGCAACCCGUCAGGAGUCCAGACAAAUUUCUUUGCUCCACAGGACUUCGACCCAGCGAUCCUGACCUACGCAUACAACAACGGCCAGCCAGUGACUGUAGGCGAGCUCCUAACCUUCGGCGGCGAGACCGGCAGCCCCAACCCAUUCGCUGGUCCAGUCCACAUCGUCACCGGCGAACGCGACAUACCCUACUGCGGCGGCAACUGCUUGGCAGCGCCUACCGGCUACGACAGCGUUCCCGCGACGUCUCAACAGUUCUUCGAGAACACCGACAUUGACGUUACGAUCAUCCCUGGUGCAGGCCAUGGCUUGAACCUUCAGUACACGCACCCGCAGACCUACUCUAGCAUCCUCAACUGGUUUGCAGACAACGGCCUUGCGGCGGACGGCAGCAGCUCGGGUGGUAGCAGCUCGGGCGGCAACAACGGCAAGGAUGGUAAGGGUAAGGGCAAGGGUUACAAAGGUAAGGGCAAAGGCAAAGGCCGCGGUCAGCAUGGCGGCUGGGGGAAGCACCAUGGCCCGCCUGCGUGA
This is a messenger RNA of Saxophila tyrrhenica, 1275 nucleotides long. RefSeq lists its product as uncharacterized. Bases 1 to 1275 code for a protein of 424 amino acids. Lineage: Eukaryota; Fungi; Ascomycota; Dothideomycetes; Mycosphaerellales; Extremaceae. The transcript is spliced from 4 exons. The record is from RefSeq and is a predicted model, not a curated record.